CAGAGCGAGUGUGCUGCUGGCAGGAAGGAGGUCAGGAAGGGUCAGCAUCUUGUGACAGACAUGCUGAAGCUGGCAUUGGCAUGAGCGCUGGCAUAAGAAACCAAACUAGAUCUCGCUCCCUGAAUAGUGGACACAUGACAAACAAAUCUUCUCCCUCCUCCCAAUCCUUUCUUGUGCUCUCCCGUUGACGUGUUUCUGCAGAGCAGAUGGCUUUACACAUAAAUCCUAUUAACAACUUUCUGCUGAUGGAGACGCAGUGAGUACAGGGCUUUCUCACUCUUUCAUUAUCUCCCUUGAGAAGCCUGCUUUUUUAUUUUCUAACCUCUGAAAAAAAAGGCAGCGGUAGAGCUGAAUUUGGAGGCCACGCCAUGUCUGCAGAGAAGAAGCCGAAGAAGAAGAAAGAGGAGGCCAACAGCACCGCAGAAGCCAAGCUGAAUGGAACUGAGGCCAAACCCAAAAAAACCAAGACGAAGAAGAGCGAAGAUGUAGCCGAGGAGGACAGUUCUGCCAUCCAGAACGGAAAGAAGGUAAAGAAAAAGAAACCAGACAAAGAUAAAGAAGAACCAGAGAAGGAAAAGGAGAAAGAGACAAAGAAGAAAGCCAAAAGUGCUCCGAAGAAGAAGAAAGGCUCGGACACAGAAGACGACGACGAAGAUGAAGACGACACCCCCAAAAAGAAAACUAAGAAAAAAACAGCAAAGGACAGCACUCCAUCUGAAAGUUCUGCCAAAGAGAAGAAAACUAAAUCUAAAGACGACAAAGAUUCUGAUGGAAAAGAAAAAAAGUCCAAGACGAAGGAAAAAGACAAGAAGAAAGAACCGGCCUCGAUGUUCCAGAUAAAUGGAGACAAAGACUCCAAAAGCAAAAAGAAAGCUGCCAAAUCAGACAGUGAUGACAGCGAAGAGGAGGCAAAGUCCACCAAAUCAAAGAAGAAAUCCACCGCUGGCUCAGCAUCCAUGUUCCAAACAUCCGCUGAUAAGGACAAAGACAAGAAGACAAAGAAAAAGGGAAAGGCAGAAGAGAGCGACGACUCAGAGUCAGAAAAGGAAGAAAAAUCUAAAAAAAAGAAAGGAAAAGGGAAGAAGAAAAAGGAGAGAGCUCCCUCACCCGAGAUUGAGUUUGACAACUUGGAGGCGUUUGUGCUGCAGCCGGCUCCGCAGGGUGUGACUGUCAAAUGCAGAGUGACUCGGGAUCAGAGAGGGAUGGACAAGAGCCUCUACCCUCUGUAUUACCUUCACUUAGACAAUGAAAAGAAGACGUUCCUGUUGGCUGGAAGGAAAAGAAAGAAAAGCGCAACAUCAAAUUACCUCAUCUCCAUCGAUGCCACAGACUUAUCAAGAGGUGGAGAGAAUUUUGUCGGAAAACUGAGAUCAAAUUUAAUGGGGACUAAGUUCACCGUGUUUGACAACGCUCUGAAUCCUGAAAGAGCUCUUCCGGACAUGUCUAACGCACGGCAAGAGUUAGCUGGCAUCAUCUAUGAAACUAAUGUCUUAGGGAUGAAAGGACCCAGACGGAUGACAGUCAUCAUCCCGGGAAUGAACAAAGACAACGAGAGAGUACCACUUCGACCAAGAAAUGACUGUGACGGACUUUUGAUAAGAUACCAGAACAGAAGGACGGAAAAUCUGAUCGAGCUCCACAACAAGACGCCUGUGUGGAACGAAGAAACCGCGUCUCACGUGCUGAACUUCAACGGCAGAGUCACCCAGGCUUCCAUCAAGAACUUCCAGAUAGUCCACAACAAGGACCUGGACUACAUUGUGAUGCAGUUCGGACGAAUAGCUGAUGACAUUUUCACUCUGGAUUUCAACUACCCGCUGUGUGCCGUGCAGGCCUUUGCCAUUGCCCUCUCCAGCUUUGAUGGUAAAAUUGCUUGUGAAUGAUGCAGGGGUCCUCGCCUGUCUACCGUUGCUGAACCAAGGAUCCGACAAGUCCGCACUGACAUCACCCCAAUGAACCACCUCGGACUCGCCUACGCUCGCCGUGUUAGGCUCUGAUAACCAGCGAUAGGCUCCUUGAACGUAACAAUGCCCGCUUGGUGCCACACCGGCGCCUUUAUGGGCGUGCGAGUAAAACAAAAUCCCGUUAUCACCUAAUCUUGCAUGGCACAGGCCCAGGAGAGUUCUGUGAAAAAUCUUGAUGUCUGCGUAUGACAGAAAGUCACACAUCCCGUCGAAGGACUGCAGUGACUGGAGAGUUCACACGUUAUCAGUGAGUAAUGUGUUUAAAGACUUUUAACAUCACCAUAUGGUGACAAAGUCCCUUGUGUUUCGACGGAGAGAAUAUCAACAGGUCCCUAUUGUCUUGUGUCAAAUGUGACUGAGAAAUGCAAAUCAGGAUGACAACAAUAAUUUUAAUAGGAAGAGAUACUUCCUGUGACAUAUCAACAAUUUCUAACUCUGUUAGCAUGAGAGUUAAGACUAUUAUUAUUUGAAGCUUAUGAAAUCCCUGAAAAACAGCCGUCUUACACAGUGUACCGUCCAUAAACAAUUAAGGUAUCAGGUAUUGUUAAGUUAACAUAUAUGUAGGACUGUAACAUUUGUUAAGAGAAGUGUCUUUAGUUUAGUUUAGAUUCAGUCUGAGUUUCCUCCUGUAGCUUUUUCUAUUCACGUGUUUUUUGUUUCCAGCAUUUUGUAAAAUCUGUUAAUUUUCCUGAACACUGCCUUUGUUGCAUUUUUAGGCUCAUUGUAAUAAUGCAUGUGAAUUAAAUGUAUUUGAAAUCAA
This is a messenger RNA of Mugil cephalus (flathead mullet), 2724 nucleotides long. Its product is annotated as tubby-related protein 1-like. Gene Ontology annotation, molecular function: actin filament binding. Bases 369 to 1883 code for a protein of 504 amino acids. Gene Ontology annotation, biological process: protein localization to cilium. The record is from RefSeq and is a predicted model, not a curated record. The transcript has 13 exons. Gene Ontology annotation, cellular component: cilium. NCBI's taxonomy places the organism in Eukaryota, Metazoa, Chordata, Actinopteri, Mugiliformes, Mugilidae.